Molecule: messenger RNA, 816 nt
Organism: Paramecium tetraurelia
Lineage: Eukaryota; Ciliophora; Oligohymenophorea; Peniculida; Parameciidae
Exons: 1
Source: RefSeq, a predicted model, not a curated record
AUGGAAACACAAAAUUAAUCAAAUCUCAAGCUGAUAAAAUAGUUGAGAUCUUCUUAAAAUUAAUUACUUCAAGAAAAAUAAUAAUUCCAUAAGAUUUUAUCCUUAAAAGAUGCUGAAUUUUAAUUACUCCAAUCUUAAUCUCGAGAAAUGUAAUUACAACAUCAAGCAGAUUCAGAAUAAUUAAAAUAAGUAAUUAAUUCAUAGAAAUCUCAUCUAGAAAAUUAAAAUAAUAAUCAUAACUUUGCUUAUAAAAAAAUUAUAGAUGAAACUAAUGAUUGUGAGGCUAAAAGUGAGUAUGCAGAUGAGAAUGAUAGUGUGAAUAAUAAUAAUAAUAAUAAUAAUGAUGGAUAAGGAGUUGAUUUUCAGAAUGGAAAAGAUUAAGAAUUGUUAUCAGAAGAACCAGCCAAUGAAUCUAUUGAAAAUAAUAAUAACUAAAUUUAAUAGUAAAACAUUUAUUUAGAGGGAGAGAGUUAGAUAGAAGAUGACAGCACAAAGAAGGAAAAUAUAUUAUCUUUAAAACUAUCAGAUCUUAAUCCUGAGUUGUAAGGAUAAAACAUAACUUAAUAAACCCAACUGAUUAAAAUGGAGGACUUAUAAGAGUAAUAAAAAUAAACAGAUGAUUAAGAUACACCAGAUCUAUAAUUUGAUGAUGAUUUGAAUGAUGUGUUAGUAUAAAUCAAUACUUAUCAAGAAAUAAAAUAAGUUAUUCUGAAGGAAGAAACACCUUUGGAUGAUAAUAUCAUUGAUUUUGAUUAGGUUGGUUAAUAAUAAGAGGAGAAUAAUUAAUUAUCAGGAUGGGACUUUGAAGACAUCUGA